Molecule: messenger RNA, 712 nt
Organism: Anopheles merus
Lineage: Eukaryota; Metazoa; Arthropoda; Insecta; Diptera; Culicidae
Product: protein yellow-like
Exons: 3
Coding region: 312-695 (127 amino acids)
Cellular component (GO): extracellular region
Source: RefSeq, a predicted model, not a curated record
GAGAAGCAUUGGGAACAACAGUACGAUGAAACAAAAACCGGUACGCGGGUUGAGGGCUCUGAUCCGCAUUGAUAUAGCAAUUUGUAGCCGGUUUUACGAGAGCAAACCUUUUCGCUUUUGAGAAAUGGUUGGUGGUUUUUCAGGUAGGCUUUCUCGUAUGCAAACACGGUGGUACCAUCAAUUGUCGAUUGUUCGCGUAGCUGUACGGACGCAACAGCAAAUCGUGCUUUCAUUAGUAGAACAAUCCAGUACGAGUGAGUUACAACUAUUGUGUAGUGUACUUUCAAGGGUUGACCAAAACAACCAGUGCAAUGAUACUGGCUACUUCAAAUCUCGUGCUCUCUGUGAUCACUGUUGGAGCGUUGUUGAUUCUGCCCGAUGUCUUUGGUGUGAAGCUGAAGGAAAAAUUUAAGUGGCGUGAAGUUUCGUUCGCUUGGCCCUCAGAAGAUGCUAAGGUGGCUGCCUUGAAUUCCGGCAAAUACAUCGUUCACAACAAUCUACCUCUGGGUUUAGAACGAUGGCGUGACAAACUGUUUAUUACUGUCCCAAGGUGGAAGACGGGUGUAGCCGCUUCGCUGACAUAUGUUAACAUUUCCGACGGGAUAAGCCCUGAUUUGCGCCCUUAUCCAGGGUGGACUGAAAAUGAACUCCCAACAGAGCGUAAUGAUGGUCCAGAUCCAGCAUCCAAUUUUUGAAAAAUAACGCCACAAUU